CCGAACAAUAGGGGGCAGUGUAGGUAUGUCCGCCCCAGUCAGAAGCGGAAGUUCAAGUGGCAGGUCGCCGGUUUCUGCUCGGGUCUCCUAACAAAAGAAACAGGUCGUUUUAACAUGGUGAAGAUAUUUGUCGGGAACCUGCCCCAAGAGGCAACCGAGGAGGAAAUCAAGGCCCUCUUCUUGGAGCACGGCACAGUCACCGAAUGUUCCAUCGUCAAAAACUUCGCUUUCGUCCACAUGGAUGACCGCAAGGCUGCGACGAAAGCCAUCAAGGCCUUGCAUCUCCACAAGCUCCACGGCUCGCAGAUCAACGUGGAGGCCAGCCAUGGGAAGAACUAUGGCGCGGUCAAGCUGCACGUUGCCAACGUGGAAAGGGGAAUGGAAGAAGAACUCCGAGCGUUGUUCGAAGAGUAUGGCAAGGUCACGGAGUGUGCCAUUAUUAAGAAUUUUGCUUUUGUGCACAUGCCGAAUUCUGAUGAGGCCAUGGAUGCCAUCCAGGGAAUUGACAAUAUAGAAUUUCAGGGUAAACGCAUCCACGUACAGAUUUCCAAAAGUCGCCCCCGUGACGAGCAGGAGGACUACCCUCCUCCCCCAGAUGGUGGCGGGUUUUGGCCCCCGCCUUUCCCGGGAAACAGGCUGGAGCCUCCCCCGCCAGGCUUCAUGAGAGGUCGCCCCAUGGGCCCCGGUUACCCCGCCCCUCCUUUGCCACCCCCGCCCCCGAGGCGAGCCAUGUACCCCGAAAGUCCUUACGAGGGUGAUCACGGCGGUUACGGCGUAGUCGAUUACUAUGAAAAAUACAGAGCCCGUCCUUACGGCAUGGGUCCGGGUGGUCCACCGCCGCCCCCUCCGCCGCCUCCUCCCCCUCCCGGCGUCUCGCGCAUGAACUCGCCGCUUGACCCGUACGAGCGUCGGCCGCCGCCUCCCCCCCCUCCUACGUCGGCGUACUACGGCCGAGAUCGCAGCCCCCACCGCAGAGCGCCAAAUGCGGCCUCUCCUCCGACCGGUAACGGCUACGCCUACGAGCGCUCCAGUAUCGCUCCCGUUUCCCGGGUCCCGCCGUACGGACUUCCUCGGCCCAGGGACCCUUAUGCACCGCGACUGCCGCCUCCGCCCCCGCCGCCGCCUGAACGCUACGGUUAUUAAGCGAGGCCCCGGCAUUUGAAGUUAAGGAUCGUCGUUCGCCUUCCUUCGUCGCCUCUCGCCACCAUCGGAUGUUCGUGGCGCUAUCUACUUCCUGUCUGCGGCGGAGCGCGUUAAUGUUCCCCUGCAUUGCAAAGGAACUGAAAUGCCGACGUCCUCGUCGAUUUUUUUCUUUUCCCACGUUUUGCUCCACUUUUUACACAAAUCCCCCCCCCUUGAUUGUUUCAUUGUGAUGUAGAAAAUUGUAAUCUUUGCAGCCGAAAUCGUUUUCUUUUUAAAUUAGCUUCUAAUAUGUGACAUUUUAGUUACCGGGUCUGAGUCGAAACAGUGAGUGUAAAUGUCGACGCGCCUUGGUAUUAAAUGCGGAGCGGCACUCGACUCUCGACAAAAGCGACUCCCGUUGACGUCGAAACCUGAACGUGCUUAAAACCGCUGCUCGGAGCGCUCCUGUACCAACAUACCCUGUCUGUGCACUCUUGUAAAUUAAACCCAGCAGAAAAAACACUCAGAGUGGCCCUUAAAAAAUGUGAUAAUCCCGGCGAUCCAUGUCCUCGUAAAAAUGUUGUACGAGCUGUUGUCAUAAACCCCAAAAUAGUUCA
This is a messenger RNA of Syngnathus acus (greater pipefish), 1739 nucleotides long. Its product is annotated as RNA-binding protein 4.1-like. Gene Ontology annotation, biological process: mRNA splicing, via spliceosome. Bases 115 to 1143 code for a protein of 342 amino acids. The record is from RefSeq and is a predicted model, not a curated record. The transcript has 4 exons. Gene Ontology annotation, cellular component: nuclear speck. Gene Ontology annotation, molecular function: mRNA binding. Lineage: Eukaryota; Metazoa; Chordata; Actinopteri; Syngnathiformes; Syngnathidae.